Haliotis rubra (blacklip abalone) is the source of this 1308-nucleotide messenger RNA. Its product is annotated as DNA-directed RNA polymerase II subunit RPB1-like. Lineage: Eukaryota; Metazoa; Mollusca; Gastropoda; Lepetellida; Haliotidae. The transcript is spliced from 5 exons. The record is from RefSeq and is a predicted model, not a curated record. The annotation marks the transcript as partial.
UUGGGUGAUAGUGAUUUUGUCAGGCUGAAGGGAGUUGGAAUUGUUCUCUCUCAAAGAAUAAUUGGGCUUGAAUGUACACAGGCUUUCCUCGCGAAACAACUUGCAGAAGAAGGGCUGACGGAUUAUGAUUCUGAUGACAUGGCUCUGUUGCCUGACCAGUCAGCCACACCUGCACCAGGCCUGCAGUCAGCCAGUCCACCUGCCACACCCAGGCCUGACCGGUCCAGCCACCACCACAGCCUGACAGCCGGUCAGCUUACACACCUGCCAGGCCUGCCCAGUCAGCCCCCACACCUACCACCAGGCCUACCAAGAGUCAGCCACACCUACCCAAGCCUGACCAAGUCAGCCACACCUACCAAGUUAGCAGCACCUGCCAGCUACCCGAAGUCCAGCCCAGCCACCUGCCAGGCCCUGCAAGUCAGCCACAUCUACCAGGACUACCCAGUCAGCCACACCUACCAGAUCUGCCAAGUCAGCCACACUCUGCCUGGGGUCUACCAGAGUCAGCCACACCUGCCAGGCCCUAGCAAGUCAGCCACACCUGCCAAGCCUGACCACAGAGUCAGCCACCUACCAGAGUCAGCAACACCUACCAGCCCUACCCAGUCAGCCACACCUGCCGGGCCUGCCCAGUCAGCCCACCUGCAGAGCCUGCCCGGUCAGCCCACACCUGCCCGGGCCCUAGCAAGUCCAGCCACACCUACCAAGCCUGACCAUCAGCCACACCUGCCAAGUCCAAGCAAGCACUUACCAGGCCACUGGCAAAGUCAAGCACACCUACCAGGCCUGCUUAGGUCAGCCACACCUACCAGGCCUACCCAGUCAGCCACACCUGCCAGGCCUAGCAAGGUCAGCCACACCCUUACCAAGGUCAGCCACACCUACCAGUCAACCACACCUACCAGGCCUACCCAAGUCAGCCACACCUACCUGAGGCCUAGCAGGUCAGCCACACCUACGAGAGCCUGCCCAGUCAGCCACACCUACCAGGCCCUGGCAAGUCAGCCAUCCACCAGGCCUGCCCAGUCAGCCACACCUACCAGGCCUACACAGUCAGCCAUACCUACCAGGCCUAGCAAGUCAGCCACACCUACCAGGGCCUACCAGGCCUGCUCAGUCAACCACACAUGCCAGGCCCUAGCAGAGUCCAGCCCACACCUACCGGGGCCUGCACCCAGUCAACCACACCUACCAGGCCUACCAAGUCAGCCAAACCUACCAAGCCUGACCAGUCAGCCACACCUACAGGCCUACCCCGGUCAGCCACACCUGCCAGGCCUGCCCAGUCCCAGCCACACCUACUAG